Jaculus jaculus (lesser Egyptian jerboa) is the source of this 1052-nucleotide messenger RNA. It is a transcript of the gene Nsmce1, whose product is annotated as NSE1 homolog, SMC5-SMC6 complex component. Gene Ontology annotation, molecular function: ubiquitin-protein transferase activity. The coding region runs from base 121 to 921 and encodes 266 amino acids. Gene Ontology annotation, cellular component: Smc5-Smc6 complex; nucleus. The record is from RefSeq and is a predicted model, not a curated record. Gene Ontology annotation, biological process: double-strand break repair via homologous recombination; DNA damage tolerance. Lineage: Eukaryota; Metazoa; Chordata; Mammalia; Rodentia; Dipodidae. The transcript is spliced from 8 exons.
CCUGUUGGUGCGAGUAGCACAUCUUCAUUGUUUGGAAUUCUGUGCGGUGAUGACAAUGUGCCGAUGUAGCUGUUCUUCAGCUGAUGGGCAUUCUUACUGUUUCCAUACUUAACACGUGACAUGCAAGGCAGUACCAGAAGAGUGGGUAUCAUGACUGAUAUCCAUCGUCGCUUUCUCCAGCUGCUGAUGACUCAUGGUGUGCUGGAGGAAUGGGAGGUUCAGCGCUUGCAGAACCACUGCUUCAAGGUCCAUGACCGCAGUGCGGCUGUAGAGAAGUUGGAGGAUUUCAUCAACAACAUCAAUAGCAUCUUGGAGUCCUUGUAUAUUGAGAUAAAGAAAGGAAUCACCGAAGAUGAUGGGAGACCCAUUUAUGCGCUGGUGAAUCUUGCUACGACUUCAGUUUCCAAAAUGGCUACAGAUUUUGCAGAGAAUGAGUUGGAUCUGUUUAGAAAGGCUUUAGAACUGAUCAUUGACUCAGAAACUGGCUUUGCCUCUUCUACAAACAUUUUGAACCUAGUUGAUCAACUCAAAGGCAAAAAGAUGAGGAAGAAAGAAGCGGAGCACGUGCUGCAGAAGUUUGUGCAGAGCAAAUGGCUGAUUGAGAAGGAAGGGGAGUUCACCCUGCAUGGCCGGGCCAUCUUGGAGAUGGAGCAGUUCAUCCGUGAGACCUACCCUGAUGCUGUGAAGAUGUGUAACAUCUGCCAUAGUCUCCUCAUCCGGGGUCAGAGCUGUGAGACUUGUGGUAUUAGAAUGCACUUGCCUUGUGUGGCCAAGUAUUUCCAGUCCAACUCUGAACCACGCUGUCCCCACUGUAAUGACUACUGGCCUCACGAGAUACCAGAAGUCUUCGACCCUGAGAAGGAGAGGGAGGCUGGUGUCUCCAAGUCGACCAGAAAGUCCCUGCGGUCCCGGCAGCACUAGCUGUGUGCCUGCUGCAUGGCUCUUUGCUGCUGGCAGCCCAUUUAGACCAAGGAUCUGCAUCCAUGUUGCCAAAUCACUUCCCUUGUUCUAUCUGUUGUUAAGAUGCUUACAGUAAACACACCUUGAGGGUU